This is a messenger RNA of Apus apus (common swift), 2400 nucleotides long. It is a transcript of the gene NME5, whose product is annotated as NME/NM23 family member 5. The record is from RefSeq and is a predicted model, not a curated record. The transcript has 6 exons. Gene Ontology annotation, biological process: spermatid differentiation; negative regulation of oxidative stress-induced intrinsic apoptotic signaling pathway; GTP biosynthetic process. Gene Ontology annotation, molecular function: nucleoside diphosphate kinase activity. The coding region runs from base 231 to 896 and encodes 221 amino acids. NCBI's taxonomy places the organism in Eukaryota, Metazoa, Chordata, Aves, Apodiformes, Apodidae.
CUCGGUUUGUGAACGUCUCCUGCGAGAUCCUGCCUCCCUCAGCCGUCCCUGAGCGUGAGGGGACUGGAAGCUAGAAUGCUAAUGAGUCCAGAGAAAACCUCAGGUGGAUGUUGUGAAGUGGGGGUGACACUCUCUUUUUCCAGAGUAUGGAAUAAAUGUCACCGCAGGUGACUGUGGUGGACAGACUCCAGAUAUACUGAACUGAUGUCAUUGCAGUGCAAAAGGAACACAUGAGUUCUGAUUUAGAAGCCAAGAUGAGGUUGUUAAUGCCUGAACCUCAGAUUCCCGUGGAAAGAACUCUGGCCCUCAUCAAACCAGAUGCUGUUGAUAAAGAAGAAGAAAUAGAGAAUCUCAUUCUCCAAUCAGGAUUCAUGAUCCUUCAGAAACGGAAGCUCCAAUUAAGCCCAGAGCAAAGUAGCAACUUUUAUGCAGACCAAUAUGGAAAAGUGUUUUUUCCUAAUUUAAUAGCCUAUGUGAGCUCUGGACCUUCAGUUGCCAUGGUUCUUGCCAGAUAUUGUGCAGUCUCCUACUGGAAGGAGUUGCUUGGACCAUCAGACAGCUUCAGAGCUAAGAGAACUCACCCUCACAGCUUAAGAGCAAUCUAUGGGACUGAUGAUCUGAGGAAUGCACUUCAUGGCAGCUCCACCAUUUUCUCUGCAGAAAGAGAAAUUCGAUUCAUGUUUCCAGAAGUGAUCUUGGAGCCAAUUCCAACUGGACAGAGAGCUCGAGAUUACUUGAACCUUUAUGUGAAGCCUACAUUACUAGCUGGGCUCACUGCCCUGUGCAAGGAGAAGCCAGCAGACCCAAUGACCUGGCUGGCUGACUGGCUGAUUGAGCACAAUCCUAAUAAACCUAGGCUACAACAUCCAGUCAUGGAGGAAAAGCAUCAAGGGUGAGAGCUCAGUGGAAACAAUCCCAAGCAUUCCACAUUACAGAUACUUGUUUCCAUUUUCAAUGUAUCUCUUGCCUAUGUGAUCAAUAUCUGAAAUAAAUGUUAUCACCAUAACUACCUGUGUCUGAUACAUUAGGAUGUUCUAGUAGCUUUUCUGUUGACAAAGUGAAUGUCACACAAGAUUAAUUUAAUUAGGUGUUUAGAAAAAGACAAAUUUUCAACAAGUGUGACUUAACUGCUAUUUUUUCCAUUUAUCUUGGUUUGGCUGGCUGUGGAGAACAAAGUUAUUUACACCAGUGCAGGUUCCCAAGUGAGGUACAGCUGAUCUCUGCUUUGUGAAACAGGGUUGUGGUUCAGCACUUCUUUAGCAGACACAAAUUCCAUUAUGAAGGGAGGUACUUGGAUGUAACUUAGGUAUCAGUCACUGCAGACAUAUUACCAACUUUAGAGUUCCAGUUGCUGACUACAUCACUGAGCUCACGUCACUCUUGAAGGUGAGUCACAUGAGCCUGAUGUAUUUUGUCAGAAUGUAAUUUGAAGGACAUAUUUGAAGGUCUACUGAACAUACUUUUCCCAUCCCCGUGGUGAAAGGCACAGUGAUUAUAAAUCAGUCUUUAGUUUCCAUUAGAAAUCACAAGAAGGUGGAUUGUUUGAAAGAAAGAUGCUUAAAUUGAAGCAACUCAUCUUAAGGGUGUUUUCUGUGUUCUGCUCUUAGCUGGUUUCUCUUGUUUUCCUUGUAUUGUUGUUUAUCCUUGAACUUUAAUCUCUUGAAAUUCUCAAAUAGAAGACAAUGGGUAGGUAGCCAUGCUGCUCAACAGGCCAUGGGUUAUUCCCACACUAGUACCUUCUCUAAAGUAGCUGGUCUGUGGUUUGGGGGGCUUUUUAACUUAAGAGUUGUACUUGCACUGUUAACUUCAAGCUUUGUAUGUUAUGGUUUGACUGGCUAGGAUGGAGAAAGCAAUGCCAUUUUCACAACUCUGAAAUAUUAACAUGCUUGUCUAAUGCUAAACAAGCAAUUUCAUAAUUUGUUUCAUGAAAAAACAUGCUCCCCUAACUUGAGUAAUUACUAGAAACAUAAGUAAUUUGUCUGUAACAUUAAGCCUUGUUUAAGCUAAAUGUUUAUCUUAGUGGAUAAACAAUUCUCUGUGGAAUGAACCACUAUUGCCAGCCCAGAGAAUAAACAUUUAGAAAACUGCUCCCUGCAGUACUGAGACCUGAAAAUCCUGGGGAUUUUAGCAGAAGAAAUAAAAAAACAAAAAAACGAGCCCAAACCCUCAAUAUGAAGAAAAAAAAAAAAAGAAAAGAGGUGGUUAGAAAUACAGUAAAUAGAUCUGUUUGCAACUAAUUUAUUUUGCCUGUAAUUAAUGUCCCCAUACAUAUCUGAUUGCUCCCAUUACGGGACAGUUGUGCUUCAUGUUUUCCUGUCAGCCAAAAUAAAAUCCAGUGAAUUCACAAAACAUUCUCCUGUAUUUUGUUUGUUACUGUGGCAUUUGCUUGCUUGUUUUGAU